Messenger RNA from Centruroides sculpturatus (bark scorpion), 3994 nucleotides. Its product is annotated as protein FAM76A-like. NCBI's taxonomy places the organism in Eukaryota, Metazoa, Arthropoda, Arachnida, Scorpiones, Buthidae. Bases 825 to 1754 code for a protein of 309 amino acids. The transcript has 11 exons. The record is from RefSeq and is a predicted model, not a curated record.
CGUGGACUAUCUGCAGAGAGUUAUUGCCUCCCGGGAGGUCUUUAAUGGGAAACUGGUUUAAGAGUUACAAACUUGAAGGAAAUCCGGAAAACUCUACGUAGCCAGGUACGAAAACUACCAGUGUUCAGUGGUUUUAUCCAUUCGGUUGACAAUAUCGUAUUAAUCAUGACGGAUAUCCGGGCGUUUAAAGUGGCAUCCUACCCGAGAUCCAAUCCUCACGGAUAAAAAACACCCCAGGAAAUUUUGGAGAUUGGUUCCUCCAGAUAUGUUGGAUCUCGUCUCCCACCAGCCCCAUUGUGGGCCCGGCCGAACCCAUAAUGGACUUCAAAGAAGGCCAUCUUGGUACUCACAGAGCAGAAAGACUUAAUAUCAUAUAUAAUUUAUACCAUAUGAUUAAAUAUUUACAAUAGAAAAAUUGUUAAUAAAUAUUAAAUUUUAUAACGAAUAAGUAAUCCUGAAUCUUUCUGCAUAGGAACAAAUCUUGGAUACUACGCAAGAUAACGGCAUAGUUUAAAUUCAUAGAGCGUUCAAGGACAUGCAGAGAAGCCUCAUGCGGUUUCGCUAUUAUUUUAAUAAUAGUGUCCAACCGCUUUCCCUUCGAGUAUUUUAACAAGACGAAAAUGUUUUACACCGUUAAAAAAGAUCCGACUGUGACGUAUCUAACAUCGAACUCAAUAAAUAACAAUGACGUUUGUUCCGGUUUUCCAGCGAAAGUCCGGUUCGAGAUUAUCCGACGCCAUUUUUGUAUCCGGAGGAGAAGAAGACGCUCCGUUGUCUCCAUUGUUUGACGAACUGUAGUUUUUUAACCUUUUUUGAUUUUAAUUAUGGCCGCAUUAUUUGCUUGUACGAGAUGUAAUAGUAGACAUCCAUUCGAAGAGUUAUCGCAAGGUCAACAAUUGUGUAAAGACUGUAGAGGAUCUUAUCCAAUUGUAAAGUGCACCUACUGUCGUACAGAAUUUCAACAAGAAAACAACAAAGGAAAUACAACAACAAUUUGUAAAAAAUGUGAACAGAAUGUGAAAUUAUAUGGAAAGCCUACUGCUUGUGAAUAUUGCAAUAUUAUAGCAGCAUUUAUUGGUUCAAAAUGUCAAAGAUGUACAAAUUCUGAGAAAAAAUAUGGACCGCCUUUGACGUGUGAACAGUGUAAACAGAGAUGUGCAUACGAUCGCAAAGAUGACAGUAGGAAAAAGGUUGAUGGUAAAUUACUAUGUUGGUUGUGCACUCUAUCUUAUAAAAGAGCAUUAGCAAAAGCAAAACAGAAUAAUCCAAUUCGUCAUACUUCAGUAUCUUUACAAAAAAGUUCUAGUCAUCAUCGCUCAGGAUCGCAAAAUCACAAACAUUCAAUUAGUCACAGUCACAAAAAUCCAGAACACAGAAAAAAACAAAAACUUGAUAGUUCAAAAUCAGCUAAUGCAAAUGGUACUCUACCAUCAAAUGAUAGUGCUCUUAUGGAUCCAAAUAGUAGUGACCAUGUUGUAGCUGUAACUCAGUUGAGAGAACAGAUUGCCUUAUUACAGAAACAAUUAGGACAGAAAGAUCAGCAGUUACUUGCUAAAGACAUUCAGAUGGCAGAGCUAAAAGCACAACAUUCUGGAAUUGAAAAAGAGCUAAGAUUAAAAAUACAGACAAUUCAGAAACAGCAUAGUGAACAGCUUGAGGAACUACAGAUCAAAACACGUACUCUUCAGAAACAAGUAGCAACUCUAUCAAAGGCUAAUAAAAAAGUUAAUGCAGACAGCCCUUCAACUACAUAACAUUAAAAUAUAUAUAAGCCUGUAAUUAAGAAACUAGUUUAAGAUCUCCUUAUCUAUUAUUUACUUGAAUGCUUGUGACUAUGUAUUUUUGUAAGUGUUGUGACAACAAGAAUAUAGUUUAAUAUUAUGUUUGUUUUUAUGAAGUCUAGAUAUUUUUAAGUAUUUCUAGUAAUAUUCUUGUAUAUUACUAAACAGUUAUUAUAAUAAUUAUCUUUGACAAAAUGUUUUUAAUCUAGUUGCUAAUUUGCCCGUAGAUAGCUUUUUUAAUAGUCUGUCAUUUUAUAUCCCGGUGAAGGUAUUUAAAACUAUUGUUUUACUGCACUAAAGCAUUUAUCAUGUUACAUCAUUUGAAGAAACUUUGCACAUUUUAAAGGAAGUCUUGCAUUUUAUCGAAUUACAAACAUUUUACAUUUGGAUUCAUAUUAAUCAUAAUCAUCUGUAGAUAAUUCAGAUAAAUGUUUUAUAAAAAAUAAAAAAAAUUGUGUGACAAUCUCUGAAUUGUUUUAAUUUUAGUAAAAAGAAAACAAGUAAAGAAUCAUAAACAAUUUGUCAUUAAGAAAUUUUGUUUAUUUCACAAAAAAAAAGUCUAAUUAUCAGAUAACUCUAUUUAUAACUGUUGAUUUUAAUCCUCUACUCGGAUAACUGUUUUUCCUCUCGCAUGGCCUGCCAACACUUUUCUAUAGGCUUCGGGAGUGUCUUCGUACGGAAAAACUUGUUCCACAACAGGACUAAUCUGGAAAAAAUUAUUUAAGAUAUUUAAAGGUUGUAAACAACAAUUAUAGUGUUAUUUAUGCUCAAAAGAAUUAAUUUAUACAAUAACAACUAACUAAAAUUGAAGCAGAAUAUAUAAUUUUUCUGUGCUUUGAAUCAUUUUAUGAAUUUUUAAAUCUUUAAUAAAAGUUUAAAUGCUUUAUUGUUGUUUGUCUUUCUAUUAAAAUAUUCUGCAUUAAUUUUAGAACAAUUUGGGAAUAUUUCAUAAUUACUGCCAUCUUUCUGUAGUGUUUCAGAGAAUAUAGAUGUUCCUUAUUGAGUAUUACAGCCAAGGCAGUAAAAGCAUCAGCCUGCCAUUCUGGAUGGCAUGUCCUAGAUAUUUGGUCAUUUGCUCCAAGCAGUUGAAUGGUGCCAAAAUUUAUAAACUAAAAUUAUAUACAUGUAAAUGAAUAUAUAUUCAAGCAUUAAAAGUAAGAGUACACGGCAUCAAAAUAACAAUAGUUUGUAGCAUGCUAACUGUAAUAAGUAUAAUUUUAAACUUAGGUAAUAAUGAUAUUAAAUUUUAGCAAAAAAAGAAUGCUCUGUUUUGGUUUAUUGAACAUUUUGUACAAAAAGAAAAACUCAAAUAUCCAAAAAAUUGUCAAGUUUAACUAGUAGCAAGUACUAGUUCUGUUACUGAUAAAGUAUCUAAUUUUUCAUUCUUUAACAAAUAGAGAAACAAAUACAUGCCAAACAUUUGAAUGAAAUGUUUGAGAUGUGGGACUAUAUAGAAAAUUAAGAGUUGAUAAAAUAAUUUUGGUCAUUUCUUUUUUAUUGAUUUUAAUAAUCUUGAGUCAUCACCUUCAAUUAGUGACAAAACCACAUCCCCUGAUCUGGUCCAUAUUCCACAGUAAGACAAGAAUUUGCGUAAUUGCCAAAAACAUUUCAAAUGAAGAAACCUAUAAUAAGGCAUUUGGCAUUCUGAAUUUAUAUUUGUCUUGGUUGUGUACCAACUAAAUUGCAACAAACAUUACUAAUACAAGAGAAUUUUCAUGACGAAGCAUUUACAUAGGUUAGAGGAUUGCAAAAAUCACAAACUGGAGCAGUUGUUGAUGCUCAAGGUAUUCUUACUGAGAGAGUAAUUUUAGGUGUGAUUUACUGCCAUUUUUAUUAUUUAUGCUGAAAUAGGUGCAUCUUAUGUGCCAUAGAAAAUUUAGCUUAGAGAAAAAAAUGAUUACUAUAUUUAUCUUAUAUUUUUGGCUGUGAAUAUUUCAUUGUAUUCUGAUUUUAAAAAGUUAGUAUGCACAUUUAUUUAUCAGGGAAAGAAAUAUAGUUUGAAUAUUUUAUUUGUUAAUUAAUGUAAAUACAUGCAAAAAGCUGUUUAGGUUUAGCUGUAGUUAAUAAUGGUUUAAUUGGGCUGCAAUUUGAAAAAAAUUCCAGACAAAUUCCCAUUAUCAAUCUUUCUAAUAAUACCCAUUAUCUGUAAAUUUUUGUCGGAUGGAGAUUAUUUUUAAAUAAAAUUUAAGACAGUCUGCCCAAAAGGGACCACC